This is a messenger RNA of Vespa mandarinia (Asian giant hornet), 736 nucleotides long. It is a transcript of the gene CPR11, whose product is annotated as cuticular protein 11. Lineage: Eukaryota; Metazoa; Arthropoda; Insecta; Hymenoptera; Vespidae. Gene Ontology annotation, cellular component: extracellular matrix. The record is from RefSeq and is a predicted model, not a curated record.
UAUAUACCAGCUCGUGUCUGGCGGUGACGAAAAUUGAGAUCGUAACGGUGCUUUUAGUGGAAUUAGUAUCAUUCGAACGACUAGUACGAGAGAGACCAGGCCCGCCUCUUCUUACUUGUGUGUGCACUACCGAAACCGAUCACAGGGUAUAACAAACGAAUUAGUGGUUUAUAGUGGAACAGUCAGUUCGGGUCGCUAUAAAACGAACACGCUUCUCCUUCUGGAGAAACAGUUCAUCGUCGAUUUUCCUUGGUGAAGUUUACCCAUGGACAUUGCCGAACUGAAGAUGUCACUGCUGUGCUUGUUCCUUUUAUUUGCGGUAGUCACGGCUGUUCCGAAGAUUCAUCAUGAUGACGAUGGGGAUAAGGAAGGUGAUCAUGGCGGUUCCCAUGGACAUGCCCAUUCUUAUCAACAUUUUAUCGGACCAGUAGAGGGCCAUCACCAGGAGAUAACGUGGAAGGACAAGCAUGGUGAUCAUUACCAUGAUUACAGAGCUCAUCCAAAAUACAAAUUCUCUUAUGGAGUUGUAGAUCAUCAUACGAAGGAUCAUCACGAUCAGAGCGAGCAUAGGGACGGAAAAAAAGUGGAAGGAGAGUAUCAACUACACGAACCAGGCGGUAAUGUUAGGGUUGUCAAGUAUCAUUCUGAUCCUCAUGGUGGAUUCUUUGCUGAAGUUCACAAUCAUGGUGGAAAUGAUCAUUCCGGUGGUACUUAUGGCGGACACAAACAUCGAUAA